This is a messenger RNA of Drosophila arizonae, 1198 nucleotides long. RefSeq lists its product as uncharacterized. The record is from RefSeq and is a predicted model, not a curated record. NCBI's taxonomy places the organism in Eukaryota, Metazoa, Arthropoda, Insecta, Diptera, Drosophilidae.
GAUAAAUCUCUGCUUACCCAGACCGAAGAAACCCAAGCGAAUAUUCCAUUGAACCAUCCUCAGCUAUUAACAAUCUUAAGCAACCAAUCUAGCCAAACGUCCCCCAGAAACCCAGCGCCAUCUUCUCUGCAGGUUUGGACCAAUGGAAUACAAUCCCAAGUACAAGAAACCCAAACCGAUAUUCGAGACGGUGCGGAGUGUGAAAAGAUGAAUGCAGACCAAGCGAAAAAAGCGUCAACUUUUCGAGAAGAGACAACUUUCAGUAAAUAUGAUGCGAAACAGAAAGCUCAUGGAAAUAAACAACAAAAGGGUCGAACCACUUGCUCAGCAAGACAUGCAUCGAAGAUUGACAAGUUGCAGAUAUUCACAUCAGCAAGCUCAGCUAGAAAUUUUAUUCCUUGGCACACAUUAAGAAGGAAGGAGGGAAACCGAAGAAUGAUCGAGAAUUACAAAGCAAUGAUCCAGCACAAACGUGUCGACACUCACACUCCUGAAUCGGAAAGUAACCCAUCUACUACAGAUAUAGCCUUGCCCGUAACCCCAAAUCAUUGUGAUGGUAACUACAUAGACCUAGAACAAGGCCAGAGCAACUCGCCGGCUGUCUCAAUCCGUUCCGAUUAUCAGAGUUUCUCGCAACAUCCGGAACCAAGUAACCAAGCCGCACAGGAUGACAAUACUUUUGAAAUUCAGACAGAGCAACGUCCUCAAUCCUUCGACCUCUGCGACGUGCCGUGCGGACCUUCGAUUAGUCAAAAGCAACCCUUAAGAGAUUUCGUUUGCACAGAACAAUGUGUUCGGGAAAAGCGAAGGCGUUCAGUGACCUUUCGAGAUGAAAGCGGACUUGGCAACCGCAGCGCCGUCGACUGGGAGCGAUUGCCCAAGCUAUCCAUGGAACGUGACACGGCGGGUGCACAACAGCCGGUUGAUGAUAACGAUUAUACAGAUGAUGAUCUACUAGAUUCCCACAGAUCAACAAACACAGAAUUUACGUGCAACGAAUCCAAUUAUGAGGACGAGUGUUCAACCUUCAAUGACAGCAAUCGCGAUUACAUACCGCCCUUUACUGGAUGUCCCUGUAUGUACAAUGAGUACCUCAAGCUGGUUGCCAAGUGUAGGCGACCAAAUAUCUGAUUUACGUGAGAUGAGGACGUUUGGCUUUCCACAUUCAUUUUCUGAAAUCAUGAAAGUUAAAUGUGAA